Molecule: messenger RNA, 5121 nt
Organism: Eublepharis macularius
Lineage: Eukaryota; Metazoa; Chordata; Lepidosauria; Squamata; Eublepharidae
Product: cytochrome P450 2G1-like
Exons: 10
Coding region: 790-2271 (493 amino acids)
Biological process (GO): xenobiotic metabolic process
Cellular component (GO): cytoplasm; intracellular membrane-bounded organelle
Molecular function (GO): iron ion binding; heme binding; oxidoreductase activity, acting on paired donors, with incorporation or reduction of molecular oxygen, reduced flavin or flavoprotein as one donor, and incorporation of one atom of oxygen
Source: RefSeq, a predicted model, not a curated record
UCAAGACAGGGCCCAGGAUGCAGCCAGGCCGCCCCCUCCGAGAAGGGAGUCCCAGCAAUGCCUGCCGCGCGCCCCCCACCUUCACCCCUUUAGAAGGUGGGCAGGAGCAGGAAGAGGCGAAGGACCUCGGCCCCCAGGGGAGACUCUCCCCUGGGCAUUUUGUUCUCAAACAACAUGAAACCGAAUGAAAGCAUUCAACAAGUCACGCUCGGGCGCUUAGAACGGGUCCCCCCACCCACAAGCAAACCAUGCACAGCUCUGAUCCGUCCAUCAGUCAACAGUCCCUGUUAAUAUUUAGAUUUUGGAGAUCAAUGCUGCCGCCUCAACGUUGCUGCUGUCGGUGUGGCCGGACCAGCCCUUCAAGCAAUGAUCCUGGAAAGACACUGACCCCUACUGGCAAUGGCCUGCAACGCACCUCCUUGCCCGUUCUGGGGCUCAGCAGGCGACAAAAAUAAAGUUCCACAAAAGACAUUAACAUUUAUGGAGCUGCUAUUCCUAGAGAGUCUCCACUCCUCCUGACUUCCUCUUUCAGGCUGACGGCCCUGAUCCCCGUCCCCAGAUCUGUCCUCCUGGCCUUUUCCACCCCACUGGGCUUGAACCUGGGGACCUGAGCCCAUCAUCCCUGCGCAGCAGGGGAGGGGCCCCUUUGACAGACAGUCCUCCCUCCAACUCAUUGUGUGUGCGCCUGAAAUGGCACAGAAUGAAAAUCGGAGACAGAGAGAGACCGAAGGAAGGAAAGGGACAGAGGUCAAGCCAGCUCCCUAAUGCCAGAAGCACCCUGCGUCCUAAAUGGAGGCGCUCUCCAUCUUGUUGCUGCUCGUUGGAGUCUCUUGUGUCCUUCUCCUCUUGCGGUGGAAGAGCAGCACCGAGAGCAGAGGCCUGCUCCCCCCGGGGCCCACCCCAUUCCCACUCCUGGGGAACUUCCUCCAGCUGGACCGCAAGAAUGUGAUCCAGUCCCUGAUGAAGAUGAGUGAGGUCUAUGGGCCGGUGUUCACUGUCUAUCUGGGAGCCCGCCGAGUCGUGGUCCUGUGCAGCUACAAGGUGGUGAAGGAGGCCCUGGUGGAGCGGGCUGAAGAAUUCAGCGGGCGUGGGCAGCUGCCAGCCUUCUCCAAGGAUUUCAAGGAGCACGGGGUUGUAUUUGCAAAUGGGAAGAGGUGGAAACACCUUCGUCGCUUCUCUCUCUCCACACUGAGGAAUUUCGGGAUGGGAAAACGAUCCAUCGAGGAGCAGAUCCAGGCAGAGGCCCAGUUCCUAGUUGAGGAGCUCCGCAAAACUAAAGAAAUGCCCUUCGACCCAGUCUUCAUCCUCAGCCGUGCUGUCUCCAAUGUCAUCUGCUCUGUUGUUUUUGGGGAUCGCUUCGAUUAUAACGAUGAGAAAUUCCUCAUAUUGAACAGGCUGAUAACAGAACGGUUCCGUGUUGCCAGUUCACCUCUGGCCCAGCUGUACAACAUCUUCCCGGAGAUCAUGGACAAAAUCCCUGGACCACACCACAGAGGCAGCAAAUGCUCCCAGGAGAUUAUCAACUUCAUUCUGGAGAGAGUCAUGCUGCAGAAGGCCUCGCUGGACCCCUGUGCACCCCAGAAUUACAUUGACUGCUUCUUAGCUAAGAUGGAGCAGGAAAAGCAGAACCUGGAGACUGAAUUUUGCCUGGAGAAUUUGGUGAUGUCCACAUUCAAUUUAUUCUUUGCUGGAACAGAGACCAUUAGCACCACCCUGAGAUACGGGUUUCUCAUCCUGCUGAAAUAUCCUCACAUACAAGAGAAGCUCCAUGAGGAAAUUGACCGAGUGAUUGGGAGGGAUCGAGUGCCAGCCACGGAGGACAGAAGCCAGAUGCCUUACACCGAGGCCACCCUGCACGAGAUCCAGCGCUUCAGCGAUAUCCUCCCCAUGAGCCUUCCGCACGCCGUCACCCGUGACACCCACUUCCGGGGAUACCUCAUCCCGAAGGGGACCUACGUCUACCCGCUGCUCACCACCGUGCACUACGACCCGGAGCAGCACUCCAACCCCCAUGACUUUGACCCCGGGAGAUUCUUGGAUGCCAGAGGUCGCUUCCAGAAGGCGGACGCAUUCAUGCCUUUCUCGGCAGGGAAGCGCGUAUGCCUGGGUGAGGGGCUGGCCCGCAUGGAGCUGUUCCUCUUCUUCACCACCAUCCUGCAGGCCUUCAGCCUUACAUCGCCAGUGCCCCCGGGGCAGAUCAGCCUUGUUCCUGCUGUGAGCGACCUUGGCAAGGUGCCCCCCCCGUACCGGCUGUCAAUGCUGCAGCGCUGAUCUUGCUGCUUCUGCCAGACGUUUGUCCACAAGGAUCCGGUUCGGGUCUCCGUCUAAGCAGUGUGGCAUUUCUAUGCCGAAAAUGUUUUCAGAAUUAUUGUUUCUCUCUCUUUUUCCGUGUCUCUCUCUCACACACACACACAAAAUGGGCCGUGUAAUGUGAAAUCAUGACUUGAGUUUGCUUUAAAACCAGUCAGGGUUCUUGUUAAGAUGGCAAUGUUAUUAUGGUAUUUUUUUAUUUCAGGCAAUACUGUUUAAAAUAAAGACUGCUGAGAUAAAUUUGUGGUAACAGUUAAUAGCUAUAUCUAUUUGCAGUUAGCAGAGGUUCAAGAUAUAAAAUGAUAUGACUGUGCAAACUGUCUAAUUCUGGCAAACUACCUGCCUUGAUCAUGCUUGAUUUAUUGAUUUAUUAAAAUAUUUCUAGCCUCCUUUCCUUGUAGUUCAAUGCAGCUUACAAUAAUAGAUUAAAAUCAUUUACAGCUAAAAUCAAAAUAAAAUAACAUGAGGCUGUCCUGGAGAAUGAGAGAUGUGAACAGCAGAGUUAAGUGGCCAAAAAUCCACUUGUUAAAACUGUUUUCGAUUGUUUAUAAUGUUUUUAAUGUUUUUAUGGAAAUUGUAUGAAAUUAUGUUUAUUGUUUUUAAAUGAUGUGAUCCACCCUGAGCCCUGUUGGCAGGGAGGGCAGAAUGGAAGUCUAAUAAAUAAAUAAUAGUAAUAAUAGUCUCUUGAACCUCUGAGACCACCCGGUAGGUAUGUCAAGACACUGUCCCCACAAAUUUCUAAUGGUACCAAAAAUAUGUGUCAGUUUAGUUACCUUUACUAGACAUUUAGGUACGUUUAAAUUAUGGAAGGAAGGAAUCUAAUCAGGACUUUUAUAAAAUCAAUGGAUCUUCUGAUAAUGAAGUGAGAAAAAAUGGAUGCAAAGAAAGAAGCCACUUUGAUUAGAAGCUUUUCAAACAUUGAAAAGCUCAGUAUUGGGAGUGGGAGAGAUUAUAACGGAAGAUGAAAGAUACAAAAAAAUCUGAAUUCUAAAAACCCGCUGAAGCCAUGCUACAAAGUGCAGUAAGGGAAGGUGCGUGUGGAACCAUAGCAACAGCUUCUCUUUCUAUUCUGUCCUCAGAGAAAACAAUACAAAUGAUUCCCGGACGGUGUGUUAAGCUAAUUACAAUGCAAAGUACAAAGAAGGAAGAGGUUUUUUUUAUAUUUGUGGUGUUCAUGACCCUCUGCAGACAGGAAUUAAGGAGCAACAUUUUACUUAAUUAACGUUUAUUUGUUUGUUUGUUUCUGUCAUUUAUAGUCCUCCUUUCUCACUGAGACUCGAGGCGGAUUACACAGUGUGAGUCAGUACAGUCACUUUCAAGGACAUUUCAAUAAACCAUAGAAUGAAGUCUAUAAAUGCAAAUUGGCAGAGUUUUAAAACCAGCGGAAAUCCAAUACACAGAGUUGAAGAAAUGCUGAGACAGGACAUUAGCAAUUCUAAGACCGACCUAUUGAACAACACAGAACUACCCAGUAGCUGAACUGAAGCUCCUUACAAUUUCUUUGAAUUUACACAAAGCACAUUGAUAGAUUUUCUUCUUCGUUCAGAAAAUGCCUACGCCGCCUCUCCAGUCCUGCUUGAGGCAGUUCAGAACUAAACCAAUGAAACAAAGGCCAAGACACUAAAAACAAAUCAUGCCAAUAAAACAAGCCAAGUAAAUAAAAUAAAAUGAAAAACAAGUCCAUGAAACAGGCCCAUAAAAGAAAGCCAGGGCAUGUACCCACAGAGGGUGCAGUCCUACGCUAUAAACCUCUGCCCAGAAUCCUCUCGCUUAGGCUCUCAGACAUCACCCUUAUCCCUAAGAACAUGCACAUUUCCCUUCUGGGUUCAGUCAAGGGCCCGCAAGACCAGCACCGCCCUCCUCGCUCUCAGGAAAUCCCACCGAUACGGCAGGGCAAAGUUGUUUGGCCCUCGCACCUGGCAGGCUGGCAAUUGGGGUAUCCUGCCACUGAAGACAGGAGUUCUCUUUAACUAGCAUGGCUGGUAGCUGUUGAAGAACCUGUCCUUCCUGGAUGUCUCCAGUUUUCAUUUAAAGGCACCUGUGCCAAUGCAAUCUCACACAUUCAAGGGACGGCACGUGCCCUUUCGAGGCGUCUGCUUUGUCCCUGUUUCAUGGAACAAUGUUAGCAAACUGCCUGCAUGAUGUGAGAAGGUAACUUUCUAUGGCCUUUGGAAACUCUUUGCACAAAGCUCUGAAUUGGAAUUUGAGGCAAACUUGUAUCUGUAGAGUCUCGCUACGCAACAGGAUUACACUAGGGGACACAGGUGAAAGGAGAGCACUGUUAGCUGGGACGUGUAGUUUAAAAAGACAGAAGGGAAGGCUCUGUCAAUUUCCCCUCAGAGGGUUUGUUAAUUAGAUGCAAUUAACAAACCCUUUGAGGACUGAUGGGGCUCUGUCUUUUCAAAGUACCCUCAGGUGGAGAGGGGAAAUGGACAGAGCCUUCGGCUUUUAAACUACUUGUUCUGGCUCCAUUGCAUCUCCCUUCACUUGAGUGCCCUCGCGAAAGAAGGAUCGUAUACAGAGACUGUGUGUCAAAGAGCAUCGCUUGGACUUUCAGCUGUGCUUUAGACUCCAAGUCUGCCUAUUUCUUAAAUAUUACACAGAGCUGUUCCCAAAUCCCUUUGAGUGAACAUUAGUUGCUUAAGACUUAGGCCCUUGUUUUUCUUCUCUUGUCUUUGCCCUUCCCAGUGGGAUAACUGACUGUUGGAGUAGUUCCCUCCUGAAAACAGAAAAGCUAGACCGUGAAAACUAACUAUGCAACUAAAGUAAAUGAGAUGUAGAAACUAUUAUUAAAUAAACUUUUGAAACAUG